AUGGCGGCCAAUGGAGAGGCAGCCAAGCCGGUCAUCAUGAAUGAAGAGGAGCUGAAGAGGAAGCAGAGGGAGAAGUUGAAGAAGCUGCAGGCUACAGGAGGCAACCCUCGACCGGCGCGCUCCCUCUUCCUCUUUAACCUGAAAAACCCUUUCCGCAAGGCCUGCAUCAACAUCGUGGAGUGGAAGACCUUUGAGAUCAUCAUCCUGCUGACAAUCUUUGCUAACUGUGUAGCUCUGGCUGUGUUCCUGCCCAUGCCUGAGGAGGACAGUAAUAACACCAACGCAAACUUGGAGAGUCUGGAGUACAUUUUUUUGAUCAUCUUCACCUUAGAGUGCUUCCUGAAGAUAGUGGCAUAUGGGUUUGUUUUCCAUGAGGGGGCCUAUUUACGGAACUGUUGGAACAUACUGGACUUUGUCAUCGUCUUCAUGGGCCUCUUCACCUUUGCCUUGGACACCAUCAACAAAAUAGCAGGUGUGCCAAUGGAGAAGGGUGGGGGGUUCGACAUGAAAGCCCUGAGAGCCUUUAGAGUACUGCGGCCCCUACGUCUGGUCUCUGGAGUCCCCAGUCUGCAAGUGGUGAUGAAUUCCAUCCUCAAAGCGAUGCUGCCUCUGCUGCAUAUUGCCCUGCUGGUCUUUCUACUGGUUACCAUCUAUGCCAUUGUGGGCCUGGAGCUCUUCAAGUGCAAGAUGCACAAGACCUGCUACUAUACUGGCACAAACAUCUAUGCCACAGCAGAAGGUGAGCUGCCUGCUCCUUGUGCCCAGGCUGGUAAUGGACGUCGCUGUGCCAUCAAUGGCUCUGAGUGUCGGCCUGGCUGGGAGGGGCCCAACAAUGGCAUCACCCACUUUGACAACAUUGGUUUUGCCAUGCUCACAGUAUACCAGUCUAUCACCAUGGAGAGUUGGACCACAGUGCUGUACUGGGUGAAUGACGCCAUUGGACACGAAUGGCCCUGGCUCUACUUUGUUACCCUCAUUCUACUCGGCUCCUUCUUUGUACUUAAUCUGGUUUUGGGCGUGCUCAGUGGAGAGUUCACUAAGGAGCGAGAGAAGGCCAAGUCACGUGGAGAGUUUCAGAAGUUGCGAGAGCGCCAGCAGCUUGAUGAAGACCUCCAUGGCUACAUGGAAUGGAUCACUCAUGCCGAGGUCCUGGAUGUUGACCAGGAGGGCAAUGGUCUCCUGCCAUUGACAAGUGGGGAUUCUGACACAGACAGCCUAUACAGCCUGGAAGGGAAGAGCAAAAUUGUCUACUACUUUCACCUGGCACGUCGCUGGAAUCGUUUCUUCAGAAUGAAGUGCUUGGUGUAUGUGAAAACCAAAGCAUUUUACUGGGCCGUGAUGUUCCUGGUGUUCCUCAACACCCUAGCCAUAGCUACAGAACACCACCACCAGCCUGACUCGCUCACCAGUCUACAAGAUGUUACCACCAGGGUGCUGCUGAUACUGUUUGUACUGGAGAUGUUGGUGAAAAUGUACGCUCUGGGUCCCAGGGCCUAUUUCAUGUCCCUCUUUAACCGAUUUGACUUCUUCGUGGUGCUAUGUGGCAUCCUGGAGGUGAUCUUGUUGUCUACAGGGGCCAUGGCUCCUCUGGGAUUCUCCAUCCUCAGGUGUAUCAGGCUGCUAAGGAUCCUCAAGGUCACCAAAUACUGGACAUCUCUGAGUAACUUAGUGGCCUCCCUCCUCAACUCUGUCCGUUCCAUCGCCUCCCUGCUCCUCCUUCUCUUCCUCUUCAUCGUCAUCUUCUCACUCCUGGGCAUGCAGGUGUUUGGAGGGAAGUUCAACUUCCCCAACAACAGACCCAGACGAAGUAACUUUGAUAACUUUCCACAGGCCCUCAUCAGUGUGUUCCAGGUGCUAACAGGAGAAAAGUGGAAUGCCAUCAUGAACAAUGGCAUCAUGGCCCAUGGAGGCCCUGCUUUCCCUGGCAUCCUGGUCAGCAUCUACUUCAUCGUCCUCUUCGUCUGUGGAAACUAUAUCCUCUUAAACGUGUUCCUGGCCAUUGCUGUUGACAACCUAGCAGAGGCUGAGAGCCUGACUUCAGCUCAGAAGGAAAAGGCUGAAGAAAAGUUGAGAAGGAAGCUGUUAAGGUCUAAGAUGCCUGACAAGUCCGACGAAGAGAGAGAGAGGAUGGCUAAAAAACUGGCAGAACAGAGGGCCAAAAUCGAGGGUAUCCCCACUACAGCCAAGCUCAAAAUUGAUGAGUUUGAGUCCAAUGUGAAUGAAGUGAAAGAUCCAUUCCCACCGGCAGACUUCCCAGGUGAUGACGAGGAGGAAGAACCAGAUAUCCCCAUCAGCCCCCGGCCUCGACCAAUGGCUGACCUGCAGCUAAAGGAGGAGGCAGUGCCAUUGCCUGAGGCCAGCUCUUUCUACAUCUUUGGCCCUCAGAACAAGUUCCGCAAGUUUUGCUACAAGAUCAUCAAUGCUUCAUCCUUCACCAACUUAAUCCUUCUGUUCAUCCUGCUCUCUUCCAUCUCCCUGGCCGCUGAGGACCCCAUCGACCCCAAGUCUUACAGGAACCAGAUUUUGGCCUACGCUGACAUCGUCUUCACGACUGUGUUCACUAUUGAGAUCGUACUGAAGAUGACAGUGUACGGAGCCUUCAUGCACAAGGGCUCCUUCUGCCGUAACUCCUUCAACAUCUUGGAUCUCAUCGUGGUUGGAGUCUCCCUGCUCUCUAUGGGAAUGGAGUCCAGUGCCAUCUCAGUAGUGAAGAUUCUCAGGGUGCUGAGGGUGCUGAGGCCUCUAAGGGCUAUCAAUAGAGCCAAGGGGUUAAAGCAUGUAGUUCAGUGUGUGUUUGUGGCCAUCAAAACCAUUGGCAACAUUGUUUUGGUGACCAUGCUGCUGAAUUUCAUGUUUGCCUGUAUCGGAGUCCAACUUUUCAAGGGUAAAUUCUACAGCUGCACAGAUCCCUCCAAAAUGACCGCGGAGGAAUGCCAGGGCGUCUUCGUGAAACACAUAGAGAACUCCCUCCAAGACACUGUACUGGCUAAAAGAGAAUGGCUGAACAGUGAUUUUAACUUCGACAACGUGCUCUAUGGCAUGUUGGCCCUCUUCACUGUUUCAACAUUUGAAGGCUGGCCACGGCUGCUGUACCAAGCCAUAGAUUCAGACAAGGAAGACAUGGGCCCUGUUUUCAACAACCGCGUAGAUAUGUCCAUCUUCUUCAUUAUCUACAUCAUCCUCAUUGCCUUCUUCAUGAUGAACAUCUUCGUGGGCUUUGUCAUCGUCACUUUCCAAGAGCAGGGCGAGCAAGAGUACAAGGACUGUGAGCUGGACAAGAACCAGCGUCAGUGUGUGCAGUAUGCUCUGAAGGCUCGACCUCUCAGGUGCUAUAUUCCCAAGAACCCUUACCAGUAUCGGGUCUGGUAUAUAGUCACCUCUUGUUACUUUGAGUACCUCAUGUUCUUCCUAAUAUUACUCAACACCCUGUGUCUUGGGAUCCAGCACUGUAACCAAUCAGACCAUGUUACCAAGCUGUCUGACACGCUGAACCUGAUCUUCACCGUGCUCUUCACUGUGGAGAUGAUUCUCAAACUCAUGGCUUUCAAAGCUAGGGGCUACUUUGGAGACCCGUGGAACGUGUUUGACUUCCUCAUUGUUGUGGGUAGUGUUGUUGAUGUCAUCCUGAGUGAGGUUGAUGCUGCCCUGGCCUCCAGUGGAGGGCUGUACUGUCUCCAUGGCUGUGCUGACACUAAUCCUAUGCAAGCCAUUGCGGACUCAGAAAAUGCCAGCGUCUCUAUCACAUUCUUCCGACUUUUCCGUGUCAUGCGUUUGGUAAAACUGCUGAAUCGCUCAGAGGGAAUCCGUAAUCUGCUGUGGACCUUCAUCAAGUCUUUCCAGGCUCUACCCCAUGUUGCCCUGCUCAUUGUCAUGCUGUUUUUCAUCUACGCUGUCAUCGGGAUGCAGAUAUUUGGAAAGAUAGCCUUAGUGGACGGCACCCAAGUCAACCGCAACAACAACUUCCAGACAUUCCCUCAGGCAGUUCUUAUGCUAUUCCGGUGUGCUACAGGAGAGGCUUGGCAGGAGAUCAUGCUUGCCUGUAUGUAUGGGAAGAAGUGUGACCCCAAGUCUGACUUCCUGCCAGGAGAGGAAUAUACCUGUGGUGCCAACUUUGCUGUCUUCUACUUCUUGAGCUUCUACUGUCUCUGCGCUUUCCUGAUUCUAAACUUGUUCGUAGCUGUCAUCAUGGAUAACUUUGACUACCUGACCCGUGAUUGGUCUCUCCUGGGUCCACAUCACCUGGAUGAGUUUAAGAAGAUCUGGGCUGAAUAUGACCCUGAUGCCACGGGAAGAAUCAAACAUCUAGAUGUGGUGACACUGCUACGACGUAUCCAGCCACCACUCGGCUUUGGCAAAUUCUGUCCUCACCGUGCAGCAUGCAAGCGUUUAAUUGGCAUGAAUAUGCCACUCAACAGUGAUGGCACUGUCACCUUCAAUGCCACCUUGUUCGCUCUGGUCAGAACUGCUCUCAAGAUCAAAACUGAAGGUAACUUUGAGCAAGCCAAUGAGGAGCUGAGAGCCAUUAUAAAGCAGAUCUGGAAACGCACUAGUAUGAAACUAUUAGACCAAGUCAUUCCCCCUAUUGGAGAUGAUGAGGUGACCGUGGGAAAGUUCUAUGCAACUUUCCUGCUCCAGGAACACUUCCGUAAGUUCCUGAAGCGCCAGGAGGAGUACUAUGGCUACCGUCCUACUAAGAAGUCCGCCUCAGGCCCCGAAAUCCAGGCUGGCCUGAGGAGUCUUGAUGAGGAGGCGGCUCCAGAGCUACACAGAGCCAUCUCAGGAGAUCUUCACAAUGAGGAGGAGAUUGACAGAGCUAUGGAAGAGGCUGGAGAAGAGGGCAUCUACAGGCGGUCCCAUGGUCUGUUUGGGAAUCAGAUGGACUCCUUCUCCUCUGAGCCCACCAGCACCCAGCUCCCUCACAUGACCAGCCAUAGGCCGCUUCAGUUUUCUGAGAGCCAACCCGAGUCUCCCCCAGACUCCGCUACCUUCAUGCCAACCACUGAAUUCUUCCCCACCUCCACUCUGAGGAACAACAUCAACAACAAUGCUCUUGCAGAGUUUUCAUCUGAGAGAGAAGGGAGCCCCCAGGGGUUCUAUAAUCCCAGUGAGGAUGCAGAACCUGAGAACAGACCCAUUUCAAACUUUAUAGUGAGAACAGACAUCUCAAAGUUCCCCUAUGACCCUAACCAUGGUGACAGACAGUCUCAGUGUUCUCAUGCUGUUGCAGGGGGCCUGCCUGCUGCUGACCAGCUCAUCCAGGAGGCUUUAAUAGAAGGUGGUCUGGCUUCCUUGGCCAAAGACCCUCAUUUUGUCUCAGUGACCAAGAGGGAGAUGUCAAAGGCCAUGCACAUCCCCAUGGCUGAGAUGGAGGGCAUGGCCCAGGGCAUCCUCAGCGGCCGCUCAGGAUCUGUCAGCUCCGUCAAGAAGAGACGCCCCAUCCCUCUCCCUCCUUCUGUUUCUACCAUGGCCACAGAGAAAGAAUGCCAGGCAGACCCUGCUGUGAGAAGAAAGAGACGUCCCAUCCCGCUACCUCCUUCUGCCCCUGUAGGAUCUGGACAGGAGCGAACUGAAGCAGACACUGAAGUUUAGAGAGUCUGUACGUUGAAUUUCUAAAGGUAUAAUGUGAUGUUACCCUCGACAAGGCAGUGCAAGUGCAUUCUCCUCACCUUACCUUACCAAACUUGUUGCCCAUGCAACAAAUACGACUGACUUGACUGGCCCAAGGCCGAACUAGCAAGCUGGCUCAAGUUUAAGUCUAAGAUGUUAACUGUGGUUGAAAAUCAUGCAACCCUAACCAGGGAGAAACACUAUAUCUGAUAAUCCAUUCAUCUUCUCAGUUAUCAGAUUUGUUGCAACAAAUAAAAGACUAUC
Molecule: messenger RNA, 5871 nt
Organism: Lampris incognitus (smalleye Pacific opah)
Lineage: Eukaryota; Metazoa; Chordata; Actinopteri; Lampriformes; Lampridae
Product: dihydropyridine-sensitive L-type skeletal muscle calcium channel subunit alpha-1-like
Exons: 45
Coding region: 1-5589 (1862 amino acids)
Biological process (GO): calcium ion import across plasma membrane
Cellular component (GO): membrane; voltage-gated calcium channel complex
Molecular function (GO): calcium ion binding; high voltage-gated calcium channel activity
Source: RefSeq, a predicted model, not a curated record